AUGCCGUUUAAGCUGGAAGGCACGUUCCGGACAGGUUGGCUGUAUGGUAGAUCUUGGUUACAACACUCCACGGAAGGCACGUUCCGGACAGUAGCGUUGUCUGGUGAGACUCGGUCAACUUUCACUGUCACACAAACAUGUGUUAUAUACAACACUCCACGGGAACGGCAACAACACUCCACGGGGACGGCAACAACACUCCACGGGGACGGCAACAACCCUCCGCGGGGACGGCAACAACACUCCACGGGGACGGCAACAACCCUCCGCGGGGACGCAGCAACACUCCACGGGGACGGCAACAACCCUCCGCGGGGCCGGCAACAACACUCCACGGGGACGGAAACAACACUCCACGGGGACGCAGCAACACUCAACGGGGACGGCAACAACACUCCACGGGGGCGGCAACAACUCUCCGCAGGGACGCAGCAACACUCCGCGGGGACGCAGCAACACUCCGCGGGGACGCAGCAACACUCCACGGGGACGGCAACAACACUCCACGGGGGCGGCAACAACACUCCACGGGGGCGGCAACAACACUCCGCGGGGACGGCAACAACACUCCACGGGGACGGCAAAAACACUCCACGGGGACGGCAACAACACUCCACGGGGGCGGCAACAACACUCCACGGGGGCGGCAACAACACUCCGCGGGGACGGCAACAACACUCCACGGGGACGGCAACAACACUCCACGGUUACGGCAACAACACUCCACGGGGACGGCAACAACACUCCGCGGGGCCGGCAACAACACUCCACAGGAACGGCAACAACACUCCACAGGAACGGCAACACGCUCCAUAUAAAAAAUGUAGUUUCAGGAAUCUGUAUCUAAACAUGAUUUCGAAAGUUGAAGAUGGCCAGAAUAUCCACACUGUGCGAGGUCACGUGGAACUUAAUACUGCACACAACCUACUGAAGAUGAUCUGCAAUCUGACCUCUAUUUCGUUGUGAUAGUAAUUCAAACCAUGAAGCUUCAUCAACCAACUCAUCUGAGACAUCUUCAAAGGUUGUCUGGUACACCGAUCAGGGCGACAGAUAGUUCCCUUGAGACGUCACGGUCUCCACAGAAAGAAUAGCUUUUUGACGAAUGACAUGCAUUUAUCAGUGGCAGUAAAGAAUUUAAGUUUGUAGAACUCCGACGUCGAGAGGCUGAUGAGGCCUUCUUUAUUGCCGCUUACAAUGGACGCCCGAUCCAGGAUGCCGUCUUCACUCGCCAUCAGGUAGAGCGCAACGUCGCUCCCAGCGCCUAUUUCCAUCUGUAA
Molecule: messenger RNA, 1277 nt
Organism: Haliotis rufescens (red abalone)
Lineage: Eukaryota; Metazoa; Mollusca; Gastropoda; Lepetellida; Haliotidae
Exons: 7
Coding region: 1-966 (321 amino acids)
Source: RefSeq, a predicted model, not a curated record